AGCAGCUCCGCCGCGGCUCCGCCACCAUCGCGGAGGUGCCGCUGCUCCCACAGACGCUCGCGAGCCGCCCCUCGCGCUCCGGAUCCUCCUCAGCCUCCCGCACGCCCCGAGACGCUCGCCCCGCCAGGCCUCGGUCCCCGCCUCCUCCCCGCUCCUCUUCCCCUCUCUAGCUCCCCACAUUGUCUCUGCCUCAUUUUCUCUCCUAGUUGAGGAAAAAAAAAAAUCACCAUUAUCCUCAGGGAGCCCCCUCGCCCUCGGAAAACAAAACCAGACAUGAUCCUGGGCUCUCGCUUCUGAGAGAUCUGCCCUACCGAGGAGCAGGGAGCCUAGUUUCAAGUCGCAGGAAAGGUCACGGCAGGGAAGCCCCCGCAGUCCCUCCGCGUCGCCUCCCCGCGGGCCGCCCCUCUCGGCCCUGCGCCCCGCGGCCCCGCAGCCUCCCCGCGGCCUCCCGCCCCAUCCCCGCCACUUUCCCCGGAGCUGGGCCGCGAACACCUCUCUAUUGAUGGUGUAGCGCUUUAGGGGAAGCAUUUUUGAAACGUUGGGGUUGUUGGAGUGGUUGGAUUUUCCCUGGAAUUGAGUGAGAAAUUCAGAAGACUGAAGCCCAGGCUUACUGUCUACCUUUCACGGAGGCCUAGCCGUGAGAGGACAGAAGAAGGCACGUGGCGAAUCAUGACAGCGGACAAAGACAAAGACAAAGACAAAGAGAAGGACCGGGACCGAGACCGGGACCGAGAGAGAGAGAAAAGAGACAAAGCGAGAGAGAGUGAGAAUUCAAGGCCACGGCGGAGCUGUACCUUGGAAGGAGGCGCCAAAAAUUAUGCCGAGAGUGAUCACAGUGAAGAUGAGGACAAUGACAACAAUAGUGCCACUGCAGAGGAGUCCACGAAGAAGAACAAGAAGAAACCACCAAAAAAAAAGUCUCGUUACGAAAGGACAGAUACUGGCGAGAUAACAUCCUACAUCACUGAAGAUGAUGUUGUCUACAGACCAGGAGACUGUGUGUAUAUCGAGAGUCGGAGGCCAAACACACCGUAUUUCAUCUGUAGCAUUCAAGACUUCAAACUGGUCCACAACUCCCAGGCCUGUUGCAGAUCUCCAACUCCUGCUUUGUGUGACCCCCCAGCAUGCUCUCUGCCGGUGGCAUCACAGCCACCACAGCAUCUUUCUGAAGCCGGGAGAGGGCCUGUAGGGAGUAAGAGGGACCAUCUCCUCAUGAACGUCAAAUGGUACUACCGUCAGUCUGAGGUUCCAGAUUCUGUGUAUCAGCAUUUGGUUCAGGAUCGACAUAAUGAAAAUGACUCUGGAAGAGAACUUGUCAUUACAGACCCAGUUAUUAAGAACCGAGAGCUCUUCAUUUCUGAUUACGUUGACACUUACCAUGCUGCUGCCCUUAGAGGGAAGUGUAACAUCUCCCAUUUUUCUGACAUAUUUGCUGCUAGAGAGUUUAAAGCCCGGGUGGAUUCAUUUUUCUACAUAUUAGGAUAUAACCCUGAGACAAGGAGGCUGAACAGUACCCAGGGGGAGAUUCGUGUUGGUCCUAGUCAUCAGGCCAAACUUCCAGAUUUGCAACCAUUUCCUUCUCCAGAUGGUGACACAGUGACCCAACAUGAGGAACUGGUCUGGAUGCCUGGAGUUAAUGACUGUGACCUCCUUAUGUACUUGAGAGCAGCAAGGAGCAUGGCGGCAUUUGCUGGGAUGUGUGACGGAGGCUCUACGGAAGAUGGCUGUGUCGCAGCUUCUCGGGAUGACACCACUCUGAAUGCACUGAAUACACUGCACGAAAGCGGUUAUGAUGCCGGCAAAGCCCUGCAGCGCCUGGUGAAGAAGCCCGUGCCCAAGCUCAUCGAGAAGUGCUGGACCGAGGAUGAAGUGAAACGCUUCGUUAAGGGACUCAGGCAGUACGGGAAGAACUUCUUCAGAAUUAGAAAGGAGCUGCUUCCCAAUAAGGAAACAGGGGAGCUGAUCACCUUCUAUUACUAUUGGAAGAAGACCCCCGAAGCCGCCAGUUCCCGGGCCCAUCGUAGGCACCGCAGGCAGGCCGUGUUCAGGAGGAUUAAGACUCGCACUGCGUCCACACCUGUCAACACACCCUCCAGACCCCCGUCCAGUGAAUUCCUGGACCUGAGUUCAGCCAGUGAGGAUGACUUUGACAGUGAGGACAGCGAGCAGGAGCUGAAGGGGUACGCCUGCCGCCACUGCUUCACCACCACCUCCAAAGAUUGGCACCACGGAGGCCGGGAGAACAUCCUGCUCUGCACCGACUGUCGCAUCCAUUUCAAGAAAUACGGUGAGCUCCCGCCCAUCGAGAAGCCCGUGGACCCGCCACCAUUUAUGUUCAAACCUGUCAAGGAAGAAGAUGAUGGGCUCAGUGGGAAGCAUAGCAUGAGGACACGGCGGAGUCGGGGCUCGAUGUCGACACUACGAAGUGGUCGGAAGAAGCAGCCAGCCAGCCCUGAUGGUCGCACCUCACCCAUCAAUGAAGACAUCCGCUCCAGCGGCCGGAACUCCCCCAGCGCUGCCAGCACCUCCAGCAAUGACAGUAAAGCAGAGACAGUGAAGAAGUCGGCCAAGAAGGUGAAGGAGGAAGCUUCUUCCCCUCUUAAGAGCACCAAACGCCAGCGGGAGAAGGUGGCCUCUGAUACGGAGGAGGCUGACAGGACCAGCUCCAAGAAGACAAAAACGCAGGAGAUCAGCCGACCCAACUCACCAUCUGAAGGUGAGGGAGAGAGUUCAGACAGUCGCAGCGUCAACGAUGAGGGCAGCAGUGACCCCAAAGACAUCGACCAGGACAAUCGCAGCACGUCCCCGAGCAUCCCCAGCCCCCAGGACAAUGAGAGUGACUCGGACUCAUCAGCCCAGCAGCAGAUGCUGCAGGCCCAGCCCCCAGCCUUGCAGGCUCCCACCGGGGUUGCCCCAGCUCCCUCUGCAGCUCCUCCAGGGACACCCCAGCUGCCCACGCCAGGGCCCAUGCCCUCUGCCACUGCAGUGCCCCCACAGGGUUCCCCCACGGCCUCCCAGGCCACUCACCAGCCGCAGGCUCCCACAGCACCUGCCCCCCACACCCACAUCCAACAGGCCCCCGCCCUGCACCCCCAACGUCUGCCCUCGCCGCAUACCCCGCUGCAGCCUCUGACUGGGUCUACGGGCCAGCCCUCCGCACCCCCUCACGCCCAGCCCCCUCUGCAUGGUCAGGGCCCACCUGGCCCUCACAGCCUGCAGGCUGGGCCCCUGCUACAGCACCCAGGCGCCCCGCAGCCGUUUGGCCUCCCUCCCCAGGCUUCCCAAGCCCAGCCCCCUCUGGGGACCUCCCCGGCAGCAGCGCACCCUCACACCUCCCUGCAGCUGCCAGCCUCUCAGUCUGCAAUGCAGUCCCAACAGCCGCCACGGGAGCAGCCCCUGCCACCAGCACCCUUGGCCAUGCCCCACAUCAAGCCCCCACCCACAACUCCCAUCCCCCAGCUGCCGGCGCCACAGGCCCACAAGCACCCUCCCCACCUCUCGGGGCCUUCACCCUUCUGCAUGAAUGCCAACCUGCCACCCCCUCCAGCCCUGAAGCCCCUGAGCUCCCUGUCCACACACCACCCACCCUCGGCCCACCCCCCACCCCUGCAGCUCAUGCCUCAGAGCCAGCCAUUGCCCUCCUCCCCCGCCCAGCCCCCUGGGCUGACCCAGAGCCAGAGCCUGCCCCCACCUCCUGCCUCCCACCCCCCUACAGGCCUCCACCAGGUGGCCUCCCAGCCCCCAUUUGCUCAGCACCCCUUUGUCCCUGGGGGCCCUCCUCCUAUCACCCCUCCGACCUGCCCUUCCACCUCCACGCCACCGGCUGGACCUGGCACCUCGGCCCAGCCACCCUGCUCUGUUGCGGUGACUUCAGGAGGCAGCAUAGUGGGGGGGUCAUCCUGCCCACUCCCCACUGUCCAGAUCAAGGAGGAGGCCCUGGACGAUGCUGAGGAGCCCGAGAGCCCCCCUCCCCCUCCAAGGAGCCCAUCUCCUGAGCCCACUGUGGUGGACACCCCCAGCCACGCCAGCCAGUCUGCUAGGUUCUACAAACACCUGGACCGGGGCUACAACUCGUGUGCACGGACAGAUCUGUACUUCAUGCCUCUGGCUGGGUCCAAGCUGGCCAAGAAGAGGGAGGAGGCCAUCGAGAAGGCCAAGCGUGAGGCUGAGCAGAAAGCCCGAGAGGAGCGAGAGCGGGAGAAAGAAAAGGAGAAGGAGCGAGAGCGGGAGCGGGAGCGGGAGCGGGAGGCCGAGCGGGCGGCCAAGGCGUCCAGCUCAGCACACGAAGGCCGCCUCAGUGACCCCCAGCUCAGUGGUCCAGGCCACAUGCGGCCAUCCUUUGAGCCACCGCCAACCACCAUUGCUGCUGUGCCCCCCUACAUUGGGCCCGACACGCCGGCACUUCGGACUCUGAGCGAGUACGCCAGGCCCCAUGUCAUGUCACCCACCAACCGCAACCACCCCUUCUACAUGCCCCUCAACCCCACGGACCCCCUGCUGGCCUACCACAUGCCCGGCCUCUACAACGUCGACCCCACCAUCCGCGAGCGCGAGCUCCGGGAGCGGGAGAUCCGGGAGCGGGAGAUCCGGGAGCGGGAGCUGAGGGAGAGGAUGAAGCCGGGCUUCGAGGUGAAGCCCCCAGAGCUGGACCCCCUGCACCCAGCCGCCAACCCCAUGGAGCACUUUGCCCGGCACAGCGCCCUCACCAUCCCCCCGACCGCCGGGCCCCACCCGUUUGCUUCUUUCCACCCGGGCCUGAACCCCUUGGAGAGGGAGAGACUGGCCCUGGCGGGCCCCCAGCUACGGCCCGAGAUGAGCUACCCUGACAGACUGGCCGCUGAGCGCAUCCACGCAGAGCGCAUGGCGUCGCUGACCAGCGACCCCCUGGCCCGACUACAGAUGUUCAACGUGACUCCGCAUCAUCACCAGCACUCACACAUCCAUUCCCACCUCCACCUCCACCAGCAGGACCCCCUCCACCAAGGUUCAGCGGGCCCCGUCCACCCACUGGUCGACCCUCUGACUGCCGGCCCUCACCUGGCUCGCUUCCCCUACCCCCCUGGCACUCUCCCCAACCCUCUGCUUGCACAGCCCCCCCACGAGCACGAGAUGCUUCGCCAUCCAGUUUUUGGCACCCCCUACCCUCGAGACCUGCCUGGGGCCAUCCCACCCCCCAUGUCAGCAGCCCACCAGCUGCAGGCCAUGCAUGCCCAGUCGGCCGAGCUGCAGAGACUGGCCAUGGAGCAGCAGUGGCUGCACGGACACCCCCACAUGCAUGGUGGCCACCUACCAAGUCAGGAAGAUUACUACAGUCGACUGAAGAAAGAAGGUGACAAGCAGUUAUAAGUUAUUUAUUUCUUAACGCCGGCUGUGGAAACCCCAGUUCUUGGGGGGAAAACAGGACUUUUUACAUACAGUAGGAGCUGCAAAAGCAAAAAGAAUAUCUUCUAAAGAUUUCUUUAUAUAUUUAAAAACCACAACUAAAAAUGUACCCACAUAAUAGUGUUCGUUUGUCGAGAGGAUUUCCUGAGACUGGUUUGGAUCUCCCUGCAUGACAGUCCCCCAGAAACUUAGUGAGUCCUGGACUGGACUGAACAUUCAGAAAGCUUCCCUGCAAUCUUGGGGUUUGCUUAACUUAGUGAGUCCUGGACUGGACUGAACAUUCAGAAAGCUUCCCUGCAAUCUUGGGGUUUGCUUUAGUUUCUUCUUGAUUUCUCCGUAGGUGCUAGAAUCCAGUUCCCACCCUUCACUGUGCGCUCGCAGACACACUCCGUGACGAGUGUCCAGAACCCGCAAGCUUUGCAGAUAGGCGGCAUAUGAAUUUGGAAUCCAAGAGCUAUAAUUUUUAAAAAAAAUCUUUUAUUUUAAUACAUUGUAGGAAAUCUUCAUAAUUUGAGAAAGUUCUGCAGCAUGGCUUUUUACGUCUGUAAAUAAAUAAUUUUAGAACAGCCUUUUUUUUCUUCCAUAAACUACUAUUGUGAUCUAUUUUUUCCAGCCAUGUCACUAAUUGUGAAUUCCUACCAACUAUUGACAGAAUACAGAGUUGAUUUUUUAAUAAAAAGUUAUAUAUAAUUAUCCCUUUAAUUAAAGGGAGCAAAGGGGCGUUGCCCGUGGGCAGAGGCUUGGCCAAGGCCUGGUCACAGCAGUAAGCAUCCAGGGCUGGCGGGGGCGAAGUUUUGCCCCUUGUGUUUCACGUCUGUCUGCUCCUAGCCUGUGCUCUGCCGGCUCUGCAGACGUCUGUCCAUCAGACCUCUUCCAGUUUGCACAGGGAGUGCAGGCAGUGAAUGCUCGCUUUCUGUUCCCCGUGUCACUGUUCUGUUUCCACGGGAUGGAAAGCAUGUGGUCCUGUGUCCAUUGUAGAUUUCCUUCUAGAUUUCUAUGUACGCAUACUUGAUUGCUCUGGAUGAAUGCCUUUUUAAAUACUCUGAAAAUUUCAUAAUCUAAGAAAUUCAAGAAAAUGAUUCCAUACGAAUAACUCGGCACAUGAGCGACCCAGGACAUAUGCCUGCCAAAGGGAUCUGUUGGAAGGCUGCCCUUUCAUGCACAUUGUCAUCUAGAUCUUAUGGUGAGGAUGGCCCAUUCUUGCCACAGACCAAGGCUGCUUUUGAGCGAGGGAGACCCUGGAGUUAGACAGGUGUUGGGGGUGGCCUGCAUUUUCCCCCAGGAGUAGGUCUGCGUGGCGACCCAUGUUGCACUGGCAAACCACUGGAGUCCCACUCUUCAUCCUGGAAGUGGGAACUGGAGUCCCUUCCACAAAUGUGAGGUCAGAAAGCAGGCUUCCGCCUGCGGCACAGCUGCUUAGGAGGCCAGGCCCCUCCGGGCAGAACUGUCCUGGAGAGAGCCUGCCCUCCUCUCUAGGUCGCAGCCAUAAUGCACUUUCUCCCAGGCCAAGGAUGGGUGUUUUGGGGUGUCUGCCCUCUGUCAGCUCUGCUUCCUGCCAGGAUGUGGCCUUUUCCCAUCCUCUUAUCUCAGACAUUUGACGGCUUUUCUGCCAUUGUUUGUGCUGGUCCCAUCCCAAGAAUUGUAGGGCAGAGAGACCACAGUAGGUCAGCAGACAGAAAGUCCAUCUAGGACCCAGGCCACAGAGGAAGCAGGAAGAGAGGCUGAUAGUUUGAUCUAGAAACCAGCAGGUAUUAGCUCAAAUCCAGGUUCUGGAGUCAUAUAAGGGCAUUCCCAGUUUCUCUGAAAAACCAUGUUUGGUUUCAGUUGGGAAAGGAUUGUUCUAUCUAUUGAAAAUGUUUAUAGUUUAUUUUUCUUCUUUCCAUUUUUCUCUCAUUCCAUCUCUGCCUUAACUUUAGUUCCUUAGUGGGGAGGCAAGCUCACAUUAACCUUCUGUCAUCAGACUUCAGGCCGCAUUGGCUUGGAGGCAUUUAUUUCCUUGUGGGGUGGGACGGGGCCUCGUGGCAGGCUUGUUGGAGGCUCCCACUGGGGCCUCUUCCUGCUGGGCUCCCAGGCCCCUGCAUCCAUGCCCUCUCCUUCUCUCCUUUUGGGUUUUCUUGCUUGCUUGCUUUUCGGUGGAGCACAACAUCUACCAUUCAGUUAAACCUUCUUUGUCUCUUCCUCUGUCAUCUGUUUUUCCAAAGAAGAGAAAGAGUGGAGUACUCUGAGGUCUGUACUUGAAAGCUGUCCGAAGGUGUUCUCUUGUUAGGUUUGCAUUUCUCCCCAUAUCCCAAGGUGAAGCACUGAGAUUCUUCCAUUUAAAAACCUUGACCCGAAACCCUCACCAGAUCAAUUGCAGUUUCUCUGGGAGGCCCUGUGUCUUUGAAGCCCAGCCGCUCGGUUUCCUCUGGACUUUCCUCCCUUUGUUUGGGGUUUGGUUUGGCUCCUCUGUGUGUCCCCGUAUCUUGUUGAGUGUUGUCGAGGUUGAGCUUCACUCCACUGCGGCAGAGCCAGAGUGCACAUUCGGAUUUGCUACGUUUCUAUAUAUCUUGAAGCUAAAUGUAUAUAUGAGUAGUUUGCCAUGAGAUAACACAGUGUAAACAGAGUAGACACCCAGAAAUCGUGACUUCUGUGUUCUCUCCAUUUGAGUAUUUUGUAAUUUUUUUGAAAUAUUUGUGAACAUAAAUAAAACCAAGCUACACUACAA
Molecule: messenger RNA, 8086 nt
Organism: Cebus imitator (Panamanian white-faced capuchin)
Lineage: Eukaryota; Metazoa; Chordata; Mammalia; Primates; Cebidae
Gene: RERE
Product: arginine-glutamic acid dipeptide repeats
Exons: 23
Coding region: 670-5346 (1558 amino acids)
Biological process (GO): regulation of DNA-templated transcription
Cellular component (GO): nucleus
Molecular function (GO): chromatin binding; transcription corepressor activity; sequence-specific DNA binding
Source: RefSeq, a predicted model, not a curated record